CUGCGCGCUGGCUGGCUCCGAGGCGCUUUGGGGCGCUGGAUGCGUUAGGAAGGGCCAUCCGGGGCAGGUGCCGCUCACCUGGGCCGAGCAGGGAAGCCCCCUUUCGGGCGUCCGUCGCUCCAGCCCGGCCCUGAUGGCGCGCCGGCUGCCGCUUCAGCCCAGCUCCGGUCCUGCGCUCGCCACCCUCCAGUCCUGGCGGCUGUGAGACCAGCCCCGGCUGCUUUCUUGGCUCGAAUGAGCCGCCCGCAUCCCGACGCCGCACUGCGAUGCUGUUUUCCUGGCGCAGCCCUCAACCUUGAGCUCGGGAGCCACGAUGCCAGAGACUGGGGCGGCAGGACCGGCGGCGAGCGGCCAGGAGAACAAGCGAGGCGGAAGCGCGAUGGAUGGGGAGGCGGCCGCGCCACCUGCCACCGGGGUCCUGGACAAGCUGUUUGGGAAACGUCUGCUGCAGGCUGGGCGUUACAUCAUGUCCAAUAAAUCGUGGAUGAAAACGGUCCCCACAGAAAACUGCGAUGUGCUGAUGACUCUGGCAGAUACAACUGAUGACCACACAUUACUAUGGUUGUUGAACCACAUCCGUUUGGGAAUCCCAGAGCUCAUCAUCCAGAUUCGGCAUCACAAGCACACCCGGGUCUAUGCAUUCUUUGUCACAGCAACUUAUGAAAGUUUGCUCCGGGGGGCAGACGAGAUUGGCUUGCGGAAGCCUGUGAAGGCUGAAUUUGGGGGUGGCAUGCACAGUUUCUCCUGCGAGGAAGAUUACAUCUACGAGAACAUAGAAAAUGAACUCUAUUUUUUCACUUCUCAGGAACGCCAAAACAUCAUCAGGUAUUGGCUGGAGAACCUACGGGCCAAGCAGGGUGAAGUGCUACAUAACAUCCACUUCCUGGAAGGGCAGCCAAUCAUCCCUGAGCUGGCUGCUCGUGGUAUCCUCCAGCAAGUCUUCCCCAUCCACGAGCAACGGAUUCUGAACCGGCUGAUGAAAUCGUGGGUACAAGCCAUUUGUGAAGCCCAGCCUUUGGAUGAAAUAUGUGACUAUUUUGGGGUGAAGAUUGCCAUGUACUUCGCAUGGUUGGGCUUCUACACAUCAGCCAUGGUAUACCCUGCUGUCCUUGGCUCCCUCCUCUACACCUUCACAGAGAAUGAUCAGACCAGCCGGGACAUUUGCUCUGUUAUAUUUGCCAUCUUCAAUGUUAUCUGGUCCACGCUGUUCCUGGAGGAGUGGAAACGCCGAGGAGCCGAAUUUGCAUACAAAUGGGGAACUUUGGACACACCAGCAGAAUCCAUCGAAGAGCCUCGGCCGCAGUUCCGGGGUGUGAAGCGCAUCAGCCCAGUGACUAACACGGAAGAGUUCUACUACCCGCCUUGGAAGCGGUUGCUCUUCCAGUGUUUAGUGAGCUUGCCCAUUUGUAUCUUCUGCCUCUCCUUUGUCUUCCUUACCAUGCUGGGCUGCUUCGAAUUGCAGGAAUUUGUGCUGAGCAUCAAGGAGCUGCCACGCCUUGUUCGCUUCUUGCCCAAAAUCAUGCUGGCCGUCAUCGUCACAGUCUGUGAUGAAAUCUACAGAAAAAUUGCCUACUGGCUAAAUGAUAUGGAAAACUAUCGCUUGCAGAGUGCCUACGAAAAACACCUCAUCAUCAAAAUGGUCUUGUUUCAAUUUGUAAAUUCAUACCUAAGUCUUUUCUACAUUGGAUUCUACCUCAAAGACAUGGACCGCCUCAAGGAGAUGCUGGCUACACUCCUCAUUACCCGCCAGUUCUUGCAGAAUAUUAAGGAAGUCUCUCAGCCACACUUAUACAGCAAGUUCAAGCGUGGUGACUUCAGUAUGCAAAACAUUCGGGAGGUGACCCACACCUUCUUCCGCCUGCUUACCCAGAAGUACACAUUCACCCCUUCGUGUGGCACCAACCCUCGGCAUCCCAGGCAUGAUGACUCGCCAGAAAUCCACGAGGCCCCAGAGGGGGCCGUCAAGGGGGAGAAGAAAUGCCUCAAUGGAGGCUGUGGUGUGCCUGAAGAAGAGGACGAGGAGAAGAAGGAAUCGGACUCAGAAGAUGAGAGUAUCAUGGAUUGUGGGCUGAAGCUGAAAAAAGUGAGCUUCAUUGAAAAAGCUGACCGCAAGACGGGCGAACCCAGUUUAGAGGAUAUGAGUUUCUUGGAAGAAGGUAGUCCCACCAUGGUGGAGAAAGGGAUGGACCCCUCCUCUGUCUUUGAGCUAUGCGAUGAUGAUGAUGAGAGCGAUGAAGCCUCAGAGAGUCCGUUUAAGGCCCUACCAGAAGUUAAGGAGCCAGCUGUUACCAUGCGGACUCGGAGGCCACGGGUAGGCAAGAACCUCACAGAAGGCGAGGAAGAAGAAGAGGAGGAGGGGUAUGAGAAUCGAAGACAUGCCAGAUCCUCAUGGAUCGAUCCCCCAGAGGAAAACUACAUCACGCAGCUUGCCCAAGCCGAAGUGGAGAGCUGCAUGAAAAAAUAUGAGGACACUUUUCAAGAUUACCAGGAGAUGUUCAUCCAAUUUGGCUACGUGGUCCUUUUCUCGUCGGCUUUUCCCUUGGCUGCCAUGUGUGCCCUCAUCAACAAUAUCAUUGAAAUCCGGAGCGAUGCCUUCAAGUUGUGUACGGGGCUCCAACGGCCCUUCGGGCAGCGGGUGGAAAGCAUUGGAGAGUGGCAGAAAGUGAUGGAGGCCAUGGGGGUCCUGGCCAUUGUGGUGAACUGUUACCUGAUUGGCCAAUGUGGGCAGCUGCAACGUCUUUUUCCAUGGCUGAGUCCAGAAGGUGCUAUAAUCUCUGUGGUGGUGCUAGAGCAUUUUGCCCUUUUGCUCAAAUAUGUCAUCCAAGUUGCAAUUCCUGAUGUCCCGGCCUGGGUUGCGGAAGAGAUGGCCAAGCUUGAAUACCAGAGGCGGGAAGCCUUUAAGAAGCACGAGCGACAGGCCCAGCACCACUUCCAACAACAACAGCGUCGUAAACGGGAGGAAGAGGAGCGUCAGCGCCACGCCGAAUAUCAUGCCCGGAAAGAACGUGAGAGCAGCCGGGAGGAAGGCAAGGCUAAUGGUGGUGGGCAGGAUCGGACACGAGAAGAGUCAGCCCAAAGGAAGGGCUCAGGAGGGUCGAGCCACGGAUCCGAGAAACUCAAACGGCCCAGCUCCCUCCUGGCCACCAACAACGUCCUGAAACUCAAGCAGAUCAUCCCUCUACAGGGCAAGUUUUUAUCAGGGAGCACGGGGGCAGCUGGCACUGGGACGGCCCGUUCACCCCAGUCCCCACUAGUACUAUACAAACUACCUGGGUUCCUUAGUUUCAAGUUCCUUAAGUCCCCAGAGACAAAACGGGAAGCCAACACUGAGAAGGUGCAGUCACCCACUAAGCCUUUCAACCCCAGCAAACUAUUCAACUUCAGCAAAUCCGAAGGGGGCAAUGGGGCACCAUCCCCGCCACGGCCCGGCCCUUCGGCAGAUGCAGGCGAAAGCCUUUGGCCAGCAGAUCACAUCUCAACGGGUUGGCAGAUGAGGAAGUGUCUGAGGACCUGGAGAUCCGAACCAUGGUGGUGGAGGAGGAGGGGCCGAGCCACAAACUCUAACCAAGAUUGUUAGAGUGUUGAGAGCCGGGAAAGAGGGAGGAAGAGGAAGGCGUGGGUUGCUGGUUGGUUCCUCAAGCAGGAUUGGGGCAGCCUCUGCGUUGAGUUGGGAGUGUUCUGCUUGGUCUAUCAAUCCUUUUCCCAGCAAUUUCAGGGCAAUCCUUCCAGAGAUCUACACUGGGGAAAAGAAAGUUGAAGGUGGUUCGAGGGAGGUUUUGAUGGCUUCAACCCGGAGAUCCAGUUCUGAUAUUGGUGGUUAUUGAUCUAAGUCAGAUGUUCAACCAAGAACGCCCCAAGAAUAAGAAAAAAAGCAUUGCAAGUUAGAAGUGAAGGAUACGAAGCGGAAGGUAGAGGGGACUUCAACUAACCUUUAACAGGUUGUGUUACGUGUCUUUCCCCCUCAUUUUAUUAGAGCUUGGGCCAGGAAGCAUCCUGGCUCAAACUAAUUUUCUAAAUUUGAACCCACAUAAUUCCCAGAUGCUUCUCCCUCUUUAACAGGGAUGGACAAGACUGCAAAAAAAACAAACCUUGGUGCAAUUUCUUGUUUAAGAAGUCACAAACCUUUUGAAAACGCCAUUAAUCUUCAUCGGAGUGUUUUUACUUUCCCUCCAGUUAUGCUUCAGGUAUUAGAUAGAAUUUCAGCCAUAGCUAGUGUAGCCUUUUCCUUGGAUGUAAAUAUUUCGAAGAGAGCCACAAAUAACUAGAAUCGGAUGGGGGGGAAGCUUUGCAUUUACUUUCCCCUCCUUCCAUUUAAAUCAUAGGUGAUCCCCACACAGCCCCCAUUUCUGCUUGAAGAACAGCCUCGUGGGGCAGCAAAGCACAUGAUUUUCAGGAGGCUGGAAGGGGAGGGGGAAGGUUGGAACCAUUGUCCAUGCAUGAUUGACAUCUCUUGCACUAAAACUGAACAAAAAAAAACCCACAGUGACUUUCACGUUUCUGAGACACGAUUCAGAAGCUACAUCAGUCGAUCCAACCCCCCAAAAAAUUUUUUUG
This is a messenger RNA of Thamnophis elegans (Western terrestrial garter snake), 4554 nucleotides long. It is a transcript of the gene ANO8, whose product is annotated as anoctamin 8. The record is from RefSeq and is a predicted model, not a curated record. Gene Ontology annotation, biological process: chloride transmembrane transport. Gene Ontology annotation, molecular function: chloride channel activity. Gene Ontology annotation, cellular component: plasma membrane. NCBI's taxonomy places the organism in Eukaryota, Metazoa, Chordata, Lepidosauria, Squamata, Natricidae.